This is a messenger RNA of Mus caroli (Ryukyu mouse), 2409 nucleotides long. It is a transcript of the gene Marveld3, whose product is annotated as MARVEL domain containing 3. Gene Ontology annotation, cellular component: membrane. Lineage: Eukaryota; Metazoa; Chordata; Mammalia; Rodentia; Muridae. The record is from RefSeq and is a predicted model, not a curated record. Gene Ontology annotation, biological process: myelination. Gene Ontology annotation, molecular function: structural constituent of myelin sheath.
CCGGUCCUUGAGCUUGGCCACCUGCCUGAGAAACUUGUGGUUGGUUGUCGCCCUCGGAUCGUUUCCGGGCCGGGACAGGAAUCCGGCCAUGAAAAAUACUUCGGGACACCGUGAGCCCCGGACCCGUCCGAGAGAAAGAGACCCGGACCGGCGCCCGCACCCGGACCGAGACCGCCACGUCGAGCGGUCGCGGGACCGAGGCGGGGACAGGCACAGGGAGAGGAACGGUGACGUGAGAGGAAACGGGGACCGUCAGGCGGGCCGAGAACAGAGAAGGGACCGAGACCAGCGCCAGGACAGACACAGGGACGCGAGCCAUCGCGCAUCCGAACAAAGAGCCUUGGAGAAGUCCCGUCAAAGCCGUGCGCCGCCCGAGCCCUGGGGACCCAGUUGGGACGCAGCCCCGACUCCGGGACCCGCACCCUGGGGGCCCCCAGAGCUGUCGCAGAAGCAUGGCCUCGGGCGCCGCGGGUUGGAGAGCGAACGGGCUUUGGAAAGAUACGUGCCAACCUACUCCGUGCCUGCUCUCCAGAAAGAGGAAUAUUACCAGUCGGAAGCGGAGGGACUCCUGGAUUGCCACAAAUGCAGAUACUUGUGCACAGGGAGAGCCUGCUGCCAGAUGCUGGAGGCUCUGCUGAACUUGCUGAUCUUGGCCUGCAGCUCUGUCUCUUACAAUUCCACGGGGGGCUACACGGGCAUCACCAGCCUGGGGGGGAUUUACUACUACCAGUAUGGAGGGGCCUAUAGUGGCUUUGACGGUGCGGACGGGGAGAGAGCCCAGCAGUUGGACGUCCAGUUUUACCAGCUCAAGCUGCCUACGGUCACUGCAGCCAUGGCCUACAGCGGAGCCCUCAUGACCUUCUCCUGUCUCACCCUCCUCGCGGGUGCCUUGCGGGUCCCUUGGCACUGUCCACUAUGGCUGGUGAUUGAGGGCUUAAUGGAUGCACUCAUUGCUGGGGCCUAUGUUCCAGGCUUGUACUUCUUCUUCCAACACCUCUCUGCCGCCUAUAGCUCAGAUGUGUGCAAGGAGAGGGAGACCCUGUACCAGAGCAAAGGUUAUAGUGGCUUCAACUGUGGUGUCCAUGGGGGAGAUAUAGGAGCAGGAGUCUUUGCAGCCAUGGCCAUUGGGGUCUUUGCCGUGGGAGCUGUCCUGGCCUUUAGGGGUUACCGAAAAGUCAAGAAGCUGAAGGAGAAGCCCACAGAAAUGCUUGAGUUUUAGACUUCUAGAAUGUUCUGCCACUUAUACGUGAUAGACGUCACUUUCAACCACAAUCAUUCAUAAGAAUUCUUCAAUGUGGAACUCACUAAUGCUUCCAAAAUACCAAGCCAGUGUGGGUAUGCCGGGCUUAGCUCCUGGUUGCAUGGAGCAGUAAAUAUUCUCUGUGAUAACAAGCUCUGGUUUCUGCAAUCCUCUGUGGAUGUGGAACUAACAAACAGCAUAUCAAAACGCCAAACACUGGAGCCAGCCAGGUGGUACAGACUUAGAACCCUAUAAUCCUAGCACCGAGGCUGAGACAGGAGAAUCUUGAGUUCCAGGCUAGCAUGGACUGACUACAUAGCAAGACUCCGGCUCCAAAGCAGAUAAUCAGCAACAAUGAAGGACUGUAGUAGAGGCUGGGACUCCCAGGAGCAAGGCAAAGUAUACUUCAUGAUCAGGGCAGAAACAAUUGCACUGGAAAAGCUACAUCAACAGAAGACAGCUCAGUCUCAACUCUCCUAAACUCAGCCCUCUUCAGCAGACACAUGGGGCAUCUCCAGACUGCGUAUCCAAGCCCUACACCCCAUUAACUGUAUGAAUUCUGGGGGAUUUCCCCAGAAAAACUUAAGUUUGAGUGGGUGUGUGGUAAGGAAAAGAGAAUCAGAUUAAGCUUGCUGAGCUGCAAAGAAACCCUUCUACUGGCCCCUGGGAGCGCUCAGUAAGCAUUUGUACCUCCCGUAAAUGUGCCAUUGUAUGAAGAAUCCAACCCCACAGCUGGUUCAGGAUCUGCUCCAAGGAAAAGAAUGUGAAGCCCCUUUCCCAACAGAAGAACGUUACUUUUGGCCAGACAACUUCACAGGCUAGAUGACCUGUUGAAUCAUGGCUUGGGACCAUCACUGUAUAUUCUGGUACAAAUGACUAUGUUCUUUGUUUGAUGCAAAUCCAAGCAUCCCAAAGAAAAAGCUUAACUUGGAGGCAGAGUUCUUCUUUAUGUUCAUGAUACUUUAUUCACUUAAACUCCGUCGACUGAUGUAGAAGACUUCAGCCUUAGGGACAGAACUGUAUACCCGUGUCGUACAUGGUUAGAAAUUCUCUUGAACACUGUGAGAAGUUUUGCGCAAAGAAAAGGGGGGUGGGGUAAAUUUUUCACUCUAUAGAGACUAUGACUGCACAUAUUCAUUUUAUUUUCACAAAAAUAAAAAAGAUCAAAC